This is a messenger RNA of Ictalurus furcatus (blue catfish), 4864 nucleotides long. It is a transcript of the gene rbms1b, whose product is annotated as RNA-binding motif, single-stranded-interacting protein 1. Gene Ontology annotation, cellular component: ribonucleoprotein complex; nucleus; cytosol. The transcript is spliced from 14 exons. The record is from RefSeq and is a predicted model, not a curated record. The coding region runs from base 1083 to 2261 and encodes 392 amino acids. Gene Ontology annotation, molecular function: mRNA 3'-UTR binding; poly(U) RNA binding; poly(A) binding. NCBI's taxonomy places the organism in Eukaryota, Metazoa, Chordata, Actinopteri, Siluriformes, Ictaluridae.
AUAAGCUGCAUUAACACUUGUUAAUGGAAGGCCAUUACGAAAAUGGACGUGUGUGUGUUGUGCUGCCAGUUUGUGGAUUGUAGAAGACCAUUUUGCCUUUUUAACACUGCUUAUUGUGACUGUAGCAUGUCCAUCCUCCUUACUACAAAGUUGUGUUUUCUACUCUUUUCUUUUUUUACCCAUCUAGUAUUUAUCUUGGAUAAAAGGUACAUAUUUUACUUUUAUGAAAACAGCCGUGAAAAGCCAUGCCUCAUACAGGCUUUGACAGCAGCUUUAUAAAUUAUAGGCUAUAGUAACACAGAUAGAUCAGUUUAGAUCAUUAACAAACAGUUCAGUUUCUCUUACUUCUUUGAACUUUCUAUUAGACCUAGACCGCGCAAAAAGUAUGCGCCUUAUUUACUAAGUACAGCUGUUUUAAGGAAGCAGUGAAAAAAAAAAUGGUUAAUAAAUGUAUGGUCAUUUUGUAGUAUAAAAUGUGUUAAUCCAGUCCAGAAAAUACAAACCACAUACUAGGUAAUGGCCGCACGGAGGAAUGUAAAGUAUGCACGCUUAAGGGAAGAAUAGGAAGUCAGGGGGGAGUCCGGGUUUUAAUCACUUAUAUGAAAACGUGGAAUUUUAUAUAACAUAUCAGAUGCACGGACUCGUAUGGUUGGUUGACUUGGUUACGUUUUUGUUAAAAUAACACGUAAAAACACGAUUUUUUUGUUCAUAUUGAGUUCUUGUUUGCUUGAGACACCCCUUAGCCAGAUAGCGCAAUGGUUUGUUCCGUAGUGGGAGGGUUUGUUCUGUGGGGAACUCAACACAGAUCAAUGAACGGAGCUAAACAAACGGGUUGGGCAAUCGAACUUGAGGACGGUUGUGGGAUGUAUGAUCACUGUAUUUUAACGUAUAGUGUUUUUAUUGGUAGUUUUUGUGUGCCGACAAGUCAAAGUUGGAUUAUUUAAUAGCAUCGAUCGGUAUCUAUGUUUUAUAGAAUAAAGCAUACAACUUUACUACCUUCUAGUCGCUUGGAUAUUGACACUUACGAGCGCGAAUAACAAUUGACAGUAAAUCAUCUUUGCGGCAGUACAUCGAGUUCGAGGAUGAUUUUUGCGAAUUCUGGCAACCCGCUGAGAAAUACAUAUCGUAAACAGCCCCCUGUUGGCCCGUUGUCUCAGCCCAUGGCUCCCCCGAGCCCCGGAACCAACAGCAGCACCAAUCAGAGCAGCAGCAGCAGCACUGCAGGAUGGGAGCAGCUCAGCAAAACCAACCUGUACAUCCGUGGCUUGCCCCCAGCAACCACCGACCAUGACCUGGUCAAGCUCUGUCAGCCUUACGGGAAAAUAGUAUCAACGAAGGCCAUCCUGGAUAAGACUACAAACAAAUGCAAAGGUUAUGGCUUUGUGGACUUUGACAGCCCUGCUGCUGCACAGAAAGCCGUUAAUGCUCUGAAGAACAGCGGCGUGCAAGCACAGAUGGCAAAGCAACAGGAGCAGGACCCCACUAAUCUGUAUAUUUCCAAUUUGCCGCUGUCGAUGGAUGAGCAGGAGCUGGAGACCAUGCUGAAGCCCUUUGGCCAGGUCGUCUCCACACGCAUACUGCGCGAUGCUAAUGGUGCGAGCAGAGGGGUUGGAUUUGCGAGGAUGGAGUCCACAGAAAAAUGUGAUGCUGUAAUUUCUCACUUCAAUGGAAAGUUUCUCAAGAUGCCAGCCGGAGUCAUGGCUCCCACUGAGCCACUCCUGUGCAAGUUUGCAGAUGGAGGGCAGAAAAAACGACAGAGCCAAAAUAAAUAUGUACCUAAUGGACGAGCAUGGGCCAGAGAGGGAGAAGCCAGACUUGCCGGAAUGACGCUCACAUACGACCCCACUGCUGCAGCUAUGCAGAACGGGUUCUAUCCUCCUUACAGCAUCACCAACCGAAUGAUCGCCCAACCUGCCAUGUCACCCUACAUCUCCCCCGUGUCCACAUACCCGGUGCAAACACCAUCCUGGGUCACCCACCAGCCCUACAUUAUGCAGCAUCCGGGAGCUGUAAUAUCGCCCUCUAUGGAUCCCUCCAUGUCUCUACAGCCAACAUCGAUGAUGAGCCCCCUCACUCAGCAGAUGAGCCACCUCUCUCUGGGCAGUACAGGAGCGUUCAUGCCGGCUAAUGCAGCAUUACAGGGCGCAUACAUCCCUCAGUACACUCCCAUGCAGCCUGCUGCAGUGGAGGAGAAUAGCUCACAGUCUCAGGUGGAAUCAAGUGGGGAUCAUUCUCCCUACGCCUACCAACAAACCAAGUGAUGAAGAGGUUCCUCAGCACUCAGGAGACUGAGAGGAGCGACAGCUUCAACAAUCAUGCUUCCUCUGUUGGACUAAGCUCAACCGUCGACUGACGUUUGAAACGAUGAGUUUUCUCUGUUUUUAAAAACAACUACCCAGACUAUUUUUGGUAUAAGUUCUAUGAGGUGCAAAUAAAAAUCUUGAUUUCAUCAGAGGAUGCUAGCUAUCUAAGAAGAACAUGAAAAUGGAAAAAAAAAAGUUUUAUUUUAAUUAAAAAAAGAGCAUUUAUUUUUACCAAGGAAUUGUCACAUGGGUGCAAGACCUCAAAGGAUCAUGUGACUAGAUGUACAUGGUAGCAGGUGUUCAUUGUUGAUAUUUUUUAUGAUUUCAGUUGUGUGUGGGUGUGUGAGAUUUUUAAUUUUUUUUCUCCAUUUUUUUUUCCUUUUUACUGAACUAGUUGUGUUGAUUGAAGAGAUUUAUUAGCCGGACAUCCUGAGAAAGACAUUUUUGUGCUUGCAGUGUGUGUUGCAAUGGUGAAGUGUUACAUGUGUCCUCUUGUACAGUGUGUUCUCUCCAGUUGAUCUAGAAUGAUCUUUCUCUUUCUCUCCAUACUAUUUGCCUUAAGUUCGUUCCAUACAGCUGUACAUGUAGCCUCUAACUGAGGCUCAGCCGGAGAAAGAGACGUUCAGCUAUGGCCUUGUAAAUCAGCUGAAUAGGGCUUUUCUUAGGAUCUAGCUAAUGAAAUUUGGUUUGCCUCGUUUAAGUGUUUUGCUUUUUACUGAUCUCCAUAGUGCUUUUUUAGAAUAGAAACCAUGCUGAGUGAUGAAAAAUGUUGAUUUAAGUUUAAAUACGAUGUACUGUUUUUGUAAUCAGAGCGACAACGCCUCUGGUUGGUUGAAUGUGGUAGAAUCACAUUUCACAUUUUAAAAAUGCCUUUUAGAAAAGAAAAAAAUCUUGCUGUUGUAGUUUAGCUGCGGGGAAAGUGGUGUGACCAAGUCUUUUAUUUUUACUUUUUUUUGGGGGGGGGGAUUUUUGUUUCGCAGUUUUAACGUGCUUUUAUGACCAUGUACAGAUGAACUAAGCCUUCCAUGGCAACUUUAAGCAAGAAUUAAGUGGAGGUUUUGAGAUGUAGAUUGAUUUUCUGUAGAUUUUAGUCUGCCUAGCUCUUUUUAAGGAAGCAAACAGAACUUGGCACUUUCAAGUUUACUUCACCAAAGACAGUGAGCUAGCAAGCAGAGAUCAAAUAAUGAGUACAACGUCAUUUCCUCCCUACGCAGGAUAGGCUUUUUAAUGGACUGGACUGCAAUUUUAAGAAUGUGCCUUCUUUGUAUAUAUGCAUCCGGUUGUCUUUAGUUGUUGUCUAGGUUUGGACACAUGCAAGAAGGAAGAUUUGGAUCCGACAAGUGCCACAUACAUCACUACAGAGCACACGAAACUGAAAUAUGAAACUAGAACAUGGAAAAGGAGAAGUUUGAAACUAUGAACUGAUCAGCACAGUGGUUAUCUGCUAUGCUUUUGUUCAGCAGGAGAAUGCCUUUUUUUUUUCCCUCCCAAUUUACAAUAGGUUUUUGUUUUGGCUUUAGUAGGUUGUCUUCCAAAAGACUGUUUUUUGAACUGGUGGUCCUAUUGACCAAUUAUCUACCUCAGAUUUGCGUUCUCCUCUGUUUCGAUUGGCCGGGCUAGCAGGUUCAGCCCCGCCCCUCCAGACCAAAUGGCUAGCUCUGGAGCUGCCCACAUCUACACUUGUUUUCUUUCAGGUUGUUUUUAAAUGCUUUGGGGGUUUUUUUGUUUUGUUUUGUUUUUUUUUCCUUCAACAAAUCUUUUUUUUUUUAAUGCUAAUGUUAUUGUUAUGAGGACAGAUGUGUGUCGAACGUGAUUUAAUCUUGUCUAGACAUUCAGUUUCAUAGUUUCAAAGGCAAAAACACUGCUGCUUAAUCACAGGAUGUUUUGGUGGUCGGCCAUGACAAAGAGAUGAACGAAAGAAGGAGAAAAAUAAAGAGGAACAAAUCUAAACUGAAGGUUGUGGUAUUCCUCGGAUCUGUUCCUGAAACUUUGCCGCUGUUCAGUCCCAAUCCAGACUUUUAGCAGCACAACCCUCACACUGCUGGAAUGAGUCUGUGUGUGAGUCUGUGUGUGAGUCUGUGUGUGAGUCUGUGUGUGAGUCUGUGUGUGAGUCUGUGUGUAGCAGGAGCUCGUGUGUGUGUGGGCGAUUCUGCCAGUUAACACCUGAAACAAGUGCCAAUGUUUAGCUGGAUGAACGAGUGGGAGACUGCAUACAGAAAGAGUCGCUAAUGAACAUGAAACAUCAUAUACUAGACAGCCAUUAAGUUAUGGAAAAAGUAAUAAUUUAUGAACAGAGAACUUUGUACAGACUGUUUGAAGAAAUAAAAAAGUUUUUUUCAUAGAGAUAUCUAUAUGAGAGUUAUUUUUAUUUUAUUUUACUUUGUUUUUAUUUUACAUGUGCUACAAAAUUGCCAGUGGUAACUUGUCCGGUUAAAGAGAAAUCUUCCUCUGUAAAUUUUUUGGUAGUGUUUGUCAAAGCCAUUUUUUUUUUUGUCUAGAUUGUUCUUUACAUUGUUUUUGUCCAUUCUUGGAUUUUUUUUUUAAAUAAAAAUUUAAAUUGG